CCGCCCUGCUCGGUGAUCACCCGUGACUCCCUGUCACCCACAGGAUGAGUUCUCAGCCCCUCAGCACCCCAGAACCAGCAUGAUCCAGCCCAGUGGUACCCUGCUGGCUGAUUCUUCCCCCCAGGGGACAUUGGCGAUGCCUGGUGGCCUUUUUGAUUGUCUCCACUUAGGGUGUGGGGGGGUGCUCCUUGCACCUGGCGAUAGAGCCCAGGGAUGCUGCCACACAUCCCGGAAUGCGAGCACAGCCCCGCAACCAGGCGUGAGCCGACCCGCACGUCGGUAGUAACGAGGGGAGAGCCCUAACGGGUCGCGCCUGCUACUCGAGCCUCGGCGGAGCUUCCCACCUUGUCGCUGUAGAGCGAGUCCUCGUGCUGACACAGCGUCUGCGUAUUUCUGUCCCGUCUGGUCCCUUCCUUGCCUGAGACUCACAUCGCAAGCCCAUUCCACUCCCUCCUCCCUCCCCUGCCCAGCUCGUCGCUGCUCCUUCACUUUCUAACUGUCUGGCCGGAUGGGGGCGUCCUGAGCCACCGGCGCUGUUCACUGGUGUACCCCAGCAUUUGCGAUGUGAGUUCCUAAAUUAAUAAAUGAAUGAGUAGCAGGAGAUGCUAUGUCAGGAACCAGGGCCUCUGCCGGAUGAGCUGUUAGAACCCCCUCCUUCAAUCCUCUCGUCCCCUGUGAUGAAGUGUGACUGUCCCUGUUUUACUGCACAUUCUUAAACAGGUUCAAAGAGGGGGAGUCAUCUUCACAGCUAUGUUGGGGUCCCUAGGACCACACCCUGGAUUGAUGGUUUACUAGGACUUGCGGGCCUCAGCAUAUAGUCACGCUCAUGCCAUAAAUCAUCACAGCGAAAGGACGCGACGCAGUCAGCAGAGGGGAGGAGCAUGGGGUGAGGUCUGGGGAGACUAGUGCAGCUUGCGGGGUCCCCUCCAAGUGGAGUCUCACAGGAGACACUAACCCCCAUAGUACCAAGGUCUGACAGCGUAUGUGAAAUGUCUGCCCGGGAAGCUAGCUCGUUCGAGACGCAGCCCCAGGGUUUUUAUCGGGGGCUGGUCACGUGCCCCCUCUGCCGGGAACGUGCCAGCAUUCCCAGGAGGAAGGCAGUUCAGCAGAACGGUCCGGGCCAGACGGGGGCAGCCGAGACGCCAGUUGUGACCCACGCGACUCCAGGGCCACGGCACCCCAGCUCCACAUCACUAUCACCUCCUCCCAAUCAACUCAUUUCCCUUUCUCCAAAGACAAGAAGAAUUUAUUCCGAAAGAUGAAAAAUACACGAGCGCACACUGGAAACCACGAGUUGGUGUAAUUUUGUCACGUCGGGACAGAUUUUCUCCAAACUGGACUCCAUGGGCUGCAGAAGCAGCUUAGAGGAGGGCCGAGCCCGGCGUCUUUUCAGUUUUUAAACUCCGGCCACAGUGGAAAUGCGUUGCCCUUGAUGCCCCUGCGCACAUCCGUGUGUGUAAAUGAGGACGCCGCAAACGUGGUGGCUUAAAGCGGCGCACUUUUAUUCUCUUAGAGUUCUGGAGGGCAGGCGUUCGAAAUGGGUCUGACUGGGCUAAAGUCAAGGUGUUGGCAGGGCUCGUUCCUUCUGGAGGCUCCAGGGAGUCUUUUUCCUUGCUCCAUUUCAGCUUCUAGAAGCUGCCUGUAUUGCUUCCCUCCUGGCCUCUGCCUUUACCUUCCAAGCCAGUGGUGGCCUUUCCUCCACGGUAGCACACAUCCCUGGAUUCUGACUCUGCUCCUGUCCUUGAGGAAGUUGGCGGAGGGCAGGAUGCGGGACUGCUUGGGUCCGGGACCCUGCCAUCUCGUACCACAGGCCUGGCCCGUGGAGGCCUCAGGCGGUGUGGUCCGUGGGUGAACGAGAGUGGUGACCGGCUCAGGAAGUACGGGCGUCUCCAACUGGCAGACCGCUCGUUCCCUCCAGCAGUUGCAAGUCCUUCGUGUCCCCAGCCCCAGCCGUCACAGCUCUGAUCGCCCUGGAUUGUGGCUUUCUGGGUACCUCUCCCCCACUGGAUCCGGAGCUGCCUGGCGCAGCGUCUGGCCUGCAGCAGUGUGUGCUAAAGAUCAGGUGGUCAGGAGGUGCCGGAAGGUUCCCGCCGAGCGGCUGGGUGGCCCUCCGUAUCCUGGCUGAUGACAGUGCCGACGACAGUGCCGUUCUCUCCCUGCAGACCCCCCCGGAUCCGAUCUGCCCUCCCCGCCAGAUGUGGCGGAGGAGCCGGAGGCCCUGAUGAGAGGAAGUCCAGAAGCGACAGGCCCUGCCCCUGUCUAUACACCCUGGGGAACAGGAGACAUUUGCACUGUUCCUCUCUUGCAGACAUAGCUGAGGCCAAGAACUGUUCUCCGCUGCAGGACUUCCUGGAGGAAGGACUCUCCCAGGAGCUUCUGGAGGCGUUUUCCAAGGAUGGCCUCUGGAACUUCAACUUGGGAGAAGCCUGCAUGGACGAGAGCUGGUUAGAUAGUCUGCUAGGAGAUCCAGAAAGUCUUCUGAGUUCUGACGUCACCAACGUGGAAAGUCCCACAGAGUGCAAGAGUCACGAACUCAAGAGCGGCCUCAGCCCUGAGCCCCGCCUUCCGACGGGAGAGGAGUCCGUGAUCCAUGAUCUUCCCGAAAAGAACCUAACGCCAGCUGAGUCUCAGGAAUGUAGGAAUGACCUUGGCUACCACUCAGACCAGAGUCAGCAGGACACUGCCCUGGGAGGGGAGGAAGCAUACAAGUGUAGCGAAUGUGGGAAGAGCUUCAGCCGGGGUUGCCAUCUCAUCCAGCACUGGAUUGUUCACAUGCGGGAGAAGUCUGCUGCAAAGCAAGAGCAGGAGAGCGCUUUGGACCAGAGUUCGUGCCUUUUCGUGUAUCCGACGACUCACAAAUCGUAUGUUUGUAACAAGUGCGGGAAAACUUUCAGUCAAAAUACGCACCUCCUCUGGCAUCAGAAAAUUCACACUGGAGAGAAACCACGUAAGAGUCAAGACCGCGGCUGUCCGUCAGGUCACGGCUCUCAGCCUGUUGAGCAGCAGAAAACCCACACAGGUGCUAAACCCUACAAGUGUAAUGAGUGUGGCGAGCAUUUCAGCCGCACCUUUCGUCUCACUCAGCAUCAGAAGACCCACACUCGGAAGCGCUACGAAUGUGCCAAAUGCAAGGCCACCUUCAACUUUAACAAAUAUCUCCUCCAGCAUCAGAAAAUUCACGCCGCAAAAGCUACCUCUCAGUGCCAGGAAUGUGGGAAGGUGUUUCAGCAGAACUUGGCGCUCAUCAAACACCAGUCCGUUCACACCAGAGAAGAGCCGUUUAAGUGUGACAAGUGUGGGAAACUCUUCAGCCAUAUCUUGACCCUAAAGACCCACCAGAGGGUUCAUGGCAGAGAGAAGACUUUCAAAUGCACUGAGUGUGGGAAAGCCUUCUACCGGAACACUCACCUUAACGAACACCUGAGGAUUCACACGGGCUACAGGCCCCACAAAUGUCACAAAUGCAUCAAGAGUUUCAGCCGGCCCUCCCACCUGAUUCGACACCAGUCCGUUCAUGCCACAGAAAAGCCCUACAGCUGUGCCGAAUGUAAGGCGACCUUCAGGCAUAACGAACGCCUUAUUCAACACCAGAAAAUUCAUGCUGUGGAAACCCGCUAUGAAUGUCAGGAGUGUGGCGAGCGCUUCAUUUGCAGCUCGACCCUAACUUGCCACCAGAGCGUUCACACCCGAGAAAAACAAGGACUUGACAAGAGUGGAGAGGCCUUGAAUCAGAACCCAGAAGAGAAAGAACAUCCGGCAACCGACAGAAAGUGCUUUAAGUGUAACAAAUGUGAGAAAACUUUCAGCUGCAGCGAAGACCUCACUCAGCACGAGAGGAUUCACACUAGGGAGAAGCCCUUUGAGUCCAACCAGUGUGGGAAAGCCUUUGGCCAAAGUACACAGCUUGAUCGCCACCAGAUGGCUCACUCGGGAGUGAAGCCCUAUAAAUGUGGAGACUGCGGGAAGGCCUUCAUCCGCAGCGCCUUCUUCGCCAAGCAUCAGCGCACCCACCUGAGCGAGCGCCCCUUUAAGUGUCACGAGUGUGGAAAGACCUUCAGCCAAAGUGCACGUCUCUCAGAGCAUCAGUCAGUUCACACUGCAGAGAAACUCUUCAGAUGUAACCAGUGCGAUGAAGUCUUUGCGCACAAUAACCACCUUACCCAGCAUCAGAAAACCCAUGCCGAAAAGAAAUCCUUUGAGUGUAAGGAAUGUGGAAAAAUGUUCCACCACAGCCGGCACCUUUCUAAGCAUCAGAGAGUUCACACAGGCGAGCAGCCCUAUAAAUGUGGCGACUGUGGGAAAACCUUCAGCCUGAGUGCCCCACUCAUUCGACACCGGAGAGUCCACACUGGAGAAAAGCCUUAUUCUUGUGAGGAAUGUGGGAAAACCUUCAGCCAGAGCUCGUGCCUUUCUGUUCACCAGAGAGUUCACACUGGGGAGAAGCCCUACACGUGUGCCGAAUGUGGGAAAGCCUUCUCCCAGAAAGCAAAUAUGAAGCAGCAUGAGCGAAUUCACACUGGGGAGAAGCCUUACACCUGUGAUGUGUGUGGGAAAGCCUUUGGCCUCAGCGCCCACCUCAGUCAGCACCAGAGAAUUCACACCCAAGAGAAACCAUAUCAGUGUCAACACUGUCAGAAAGCCUUUCGCUACUACUUAGGUCUCCGCCGACAUCAGCGAGUUCACACUGAAAAGUAAGAAGUAGCAAUACCACCCGCAGCAGCCAGAUGGAAGCUGCACACACGGUUAUCUGAGGCCUAAACUUGAAACCAUCACAUUGUAACCCGCCUCUCUAGCACAAUAGAUAAGUCUCUUUAUUAAUAAAGGUUAGAAAACUCGCACACAAAUUGCAUUAAAACAAUGAAAACAAAAGAACCCGUAUGGUGUCCAGAUUCUGAGGUGGACUCGAACCAGUCUGCUGAGUUAAAUCCCAGUUCUGCCAUCUGCUGCCUAAGCGAUCUUGGGAGAGUCGUGGAACCUCUCAGGGCCUCAAAUGUUCUCAUCUGCAAAAUGGGUGCAGUAAUAGUUACUUACCUCAGAGGGCCAUCGUGAGGAUAAAUUAGAUGUAAAGCACUUAGGACCGAGUGCCUAGCAUAUAGUAAGUACUCACUGAGUGUGAGCUCUACGUAUGCAUUAGGUACAACGUAAAUACACUCUUUUAUGUUAAAAGGAAGAGAAGAAUUAGCAACUCUCUAUUGCAAUUAAUGUUCUUAAUAAUAUGCUUUAAUUUUUAAAGUUUUUCUCCAGGAUGUCCUUGGCUUAAUUUGGUUCUCCAAACCUUAAUUUAUUCUUUUUUUAAGUCUUGUCUUUCCCUUUCCUCCAUCUCUCCGCUCUGUCCUAGUAUUUUCUUAACUAACCCACAGAUAGCCCAGAACAACAUAUAAACUAACAUCAAAUGGCUAAAGCUUUCCACUCCUAACCUCUCAAACCUCUGACUCAAAAGGACCCCCUCCCACAUACACAUGCUACCUUUACCAUGAUGGCCUUCCUCCAUUUAAAGUUGUUGGUUAUCCACCGUGAGACCCAAUUUGUCACUGUGGUUAACGUACCGGAAAUAGCUGGAUUCCAUUAGGAAAGCUGUACUGGGUAUUGCCACACAGUUAACAUGAUCUGCGCAGAAGAUGUGCUUGGUGGUGAGAAUUGCGAUGUACGGAAACCACUGCUGGAAUGUUCUUCACCAUUUAUCCAAGCUGGCCACUCACCAGGUGCUUCACUAGGUGCCAGGACGGAAUGUCAAUACGGUAAGGCCUGCCCUUGCCUUGAAGCUUCUGGAAUCCAAGGGAAAUAGACGGCCCCCUUUCCAUAGAGGAGCACAGUUCGGUGACAAGUGCCAUCUUAAAAGGCCAACAUUCCCUCAUCACAGCAAGGUCUGGGGCCACCGAGGAUUGUUGGAAGCCUAUGAGGAAAUGAUGCUUCAUGUUGGAGCCCUCGAGUCAGCCACUUGCUGGGCGAGGCCUGUUCUACAGUUGAGACACCCCGUGGAACCACACAACAGCUCCCUCCUGAUGGUACCUCCUCAACUCAGCUUUGGUGUCCCUUCCGUAAGCCACCCAGUCACCUAUCUGCUGAAGCACAAUCUUAUGAAGACAUUGGACCCACGAUUUUGAUAUCUUUCCUAUUUUUGGUGCUAAAAAAGUUUAGGAGUAUGUGCCCUGUGCAUUUGGGCUUUUCAGACCUUAAACCUUGAGUUCUGCUGGUUGGUUUUGUUGUUGAAACUGGAAACUUAAUGGCUGACCCUUGGGCCCACCGCAGAGUGGGGAGUAUACUGGUUUCCUAGUGGCCAAAAGGUUUGACUCCCUGCUGGUUUAACUCCCGCCCUUGAGAUCAGUCUAGUCUGGGCCGUCAGUCUGUUAUGUACCAAAGGGGCUUACAGAGUGUCGCAGGGUGGGGAGGUGGGAACUCAGAUUGAAAAGUGUGUUCAGUGAGAGUUUUAAGAUCAAACGUACAGGUUGGAGGCCCUGUGGAAAGUCAGCAACCCCUGGGCGGGAAGAGGGGGCGGUCUCUGUAACUAGUGACCUGUAUUGCAUGGGCCAGUGUAGAAUGCCCUUUGUGUAUACGUGUUGGUUGUCUGAUUAAAGUUUUGAGUCUAAAA
Pteropus alecto (black flying fox) is the source of this 6589-nucleotide messenger RNA. It is a transcript of the gene ZNF473, whose product is annotated as zinc finger protein 473. Lineage: Eukaryota; Metazoa; Chordata; Mammalia; Chiroptera; Pteropodidae. The record is from RefSeq and is a predicted model, not a curated record. The transcript is spliced from 2 exons. The coding region runs from base 2125 to 4695 and encodes 856 amino acids. Gene Ontology annotation, biological process: regulation of DNA-templated transcription.